AUGAGUGAAGUGCAACAAAGCAAAAGAAAGUUCGAGGGACCCAAGCGGGAAGCCAUAGUCAACUUGUCCAAGUAUGCAGACAACAAAAUCCGCGUGAAGCUUGCGGGGGGAAGACUCGUGGUUGGUGUCCUGAAGGGUUACGACCAGCUUAUGAACCUGGUUUUGGACGAAACUGUGGAACACUUAAGAGACCCAGAGGACGACACAGUUAUACUGGAAGGCCAAACUAGAGAGCUGGGACUUGUGGUCAUUAGAGGUACCAUGCUGUUAACUUUAAGUCCUAUGGACGGAUCUGAAAUUAUAAGCAACCCACACGGGCCCGAGGAAGAAUUUUAG
Messenger RNA from Lachancea thermotolerans CBS 6340, 336 nucleotides. RefSeq names its product Sm-like protein LSM7 (gene LSM7). NCBI's taxonomy places the organism in Eukaryota, Fungi, Ascomycota, Saccharomycetes, Saccharomycetales, Saccharomycetaceae. Gene Ontology annotation, molecular function: RNA binding. Gene Ontology annotation, biological process: nuclear-transcribed mRNA catabolic process; mRNA splicing, via spliceosome. The transcript is spliced from 2 exons. Gene Ontology annotation, cellular component: U6 snRNP; spliceosomal tri-snRNP complex; U12-type spliceosomal complex. The record is from RefSeq and is a predicted model, not a curated record. The coding region runs from base 1 to 336 and encodes 111 amino acids.